GUUAGGUGCAACGGGUCACAGUAAAUGCCUCAGUGUCCCUCACCUGGACACACAGUAGGGAUAAAGGACUCAGAGAGAGGGAGGAGAGAGAGAGAGAUAGUCCUCGGAGACUCAGGAGCCGACUGCACAGAGGAGGUUUACUUCUGAAUCCUCUCAGUUGCUUAAAAAUUUACAAAAGUAACAGAACUUCUUAUUAAAGAGAGACACAGAAGCUCUUAUUUCCAAUUUCUUUUUUGCACAGAGGAGGUUUACAGCAAGCCACCAUGAAGCUGAAAUUACCAAACCCAGGACUGGAUGACCGAAUCCCAUCUCAUGAAGAUUUGGAAAGGAUGGAAACCGAGGAGGCUGGGGACAGGCCCAAAUGGGACAACAAAGCCCAGUACCUCCUCACCUGCGUGGGCUUCUGCGUGGGACUCGGUAACGUCUGGAGGUUCCCGUACCUGUGUCAAAGCCAUGGAGGAGGAGCGUUUAUGAUCCCGUUCCUUAUCCUGUUGGUUCUGGAGGGAAUCCCGCUGCUGCACUUAGAGUUUGCCAUUGGUCAGCGCCUGAGAAAAGGCAGCGUGGGAGUGUGGAGAGCAAUCAACCCUUACCUGACUGGAGUUGGCAUUGCAUCGUUACUUGUCUCAUUUUUGGUCGGUAUGUAUUACAACACCAUCAUGGCCUGGAUCAUGUGGUACCUGUUCAACUCCUUUCAAGAUCCUCUGCCUUGGAGCCAAUGCCCUCUCAAUGCUAACAGCACAGGUUUAGUGGCUGAGUGCGCACGGAGCACCACUGUUGACUACUUCUGGUACAGAGAGACUCUGAACACUUCAGCAGCCAUUGAUGACUCUGGAGGUUUGCAGUGGUGGAUGGUGCUGGCCCUGUUCGCUGCCUGGACUCUGCUGUAUGUGUGCUGCAUUCGUGGCAUUGAGACUUCUGGCAAGGCUGUCUACAUCACCUCCACUCUCCCAUAUUUUGUCCUCACAAUCUUCCUCAUCAGAGGAUUGACUCUCAAAGGCUCUACAGAGGGAAUAAAGUACCUCUUCACACCAGAUGUGGAUGAGUUAAUGAAUCCACAGACUUGGUUGGAUGCAGGAGCUCAGGUUUUCUACUCCUUCUCCUUGGCUUUCGGGGGCCUCAUCUCUUUCUCCAGUUACAACUCUGUUCACAACAACUGUGAGCAAGACGCCGUUCUCAUCUCCAUCAUCAAUGGCUGCACCUCGGUGUACUCUGCAACGGUGAUCUACUCCAUCAUCGGUUUCAGGGCAACGCAGAAAUUUGAUGAAUGCCAGGGAGAUAACAUCCUGCAUCUCAUCAAUGCCUUUGACUACCCUGAAACCUCCAUCACAAUAGAGAACUACGAUCAGGUUCUGACCAGCCUAAAUCAGACAAAUCCAGAUAUCAUCCAAGGUUUGCCCUUAAAAACCUGCGACAUUCAGAAUUUACUCAGUCAGGGUGUGGAGGGAACGGGCCUGGCCUUCAUCGUUUUCACAGAGGCCAUCAUCAAGAUGCCUGUUUCACCUCUCUGGGCAGUCCUCUUUUUCAUCAUGCUCUUCUGUCUCGGCCUUUCAACUAUGUUUGGGAACAUUGAGGGAGUGGUGGUUCCCCUUCAAGACCUUAGAGUUCUUCCUCAAACUUGGCCUAAAGAAGUUUUUACUGGUCUUACUUGCUUAAUAUCCUUUGCUCUUGGGCUCAUAUUCACCCUACGCUCUGGGAACUACUGGCUAGCUCUUUUUGACAACUUUGCAGGCUCAAUCCCCCUCCUAAUCAUCGGUUUCUGUGAAAUGUUUGCAGUUAUCUACAUCUAUGGGAUUGAUAGGUUCAACAAGGACAUUGAAUUUAUGGUUGGCCACAAGCCCAAUAUUUUCUGGCAGGCAACAUGGAGAGUGAUUAGCCCACUCCUUAUGAUCUUCAUCCUAAUUUUCUACUUUGUUACCCAAGUCACCAAAGAUUUAACCUAUCUGGUGUGGGACGAGGAAGCGGCGAGCUUUCCCAUACUGGAAGCACGUCCCUAUCCCUCUUGGAUCUAUGCCAUCAUCUUUAUCCUUGCUGGAAUUCCCAGUCUGGCCAUCCCCAUUUUUGCGCUCUUUAAAUUUUUCCAGAGGAAGUGCUGCAAGGACAAAAGCUACAAAGAUCACCCAGUGGACACUAUCUCAGCCAAAAUAGAAAUGAACGGCAAAGCAAAGUUCUAGGUUGAUGUCGCCUUGAUUGUUUAAUGUGACUGAUGUGUACUUGCUUUUAUUGAUGUGUUCUAUGCACAAGAUUGCGACUGCUGACUAUUAUCUUUGAAAAACAGAUGUGUAUUUUUAAGUUGUUAGUUAGUUUCUGCAUGAUUGUGCACUUUGGGAGAUUUAUUAUAGGGCUACAGGACACCCAAUGGCUGCUUAGCUUAUCUUGGCAGAAGGAAACAGGUUGACCUGCUCUGUUCAUAAAAUAUGCUUACAAACAUCUAAAGCUCAAUAAUUAACAUGUUCUCAGAUUGCAUCUGUAUGGAGUGCACAAAGAAAAAAAAAUGGGUGAGCCGGUCUGAUAUGUUUCUCCUGUACCCACAGAAAGUAGUAAUGUUAAGUUAACCAGUCAGUGGUUGAAUAUAUAACUAUUCUUUUGAUAUUUUAAAUGUACCACGCAUGUAUGUCUAAUACAGACAAUUGACUAAUUAUGGGACAAAUCCUGACCAUCGUUCCCUAGAGUGAUGGCUUUGCAGUCACUAAAUCUUUCAGAAGAAUGUUAUUCAUUCAUUCAAUCAAUGCAAAGAUGAACUGAAGAUGCUUUGGUGUCACGUGGCAACCCGGCAUAUUACUCAGACACUUUAUGUUGCAUUUUCCUGUGGUGUGCCGAGUGCCUCUAUAUACAUGAGGUUUAUUUUAAUAUUUUGUAAAUAAUCCUUGGAUUAAGUAAGAUUUUUACACACUGUAAUAAUGUCUUAGAUUUUUUUAAGCUGGAAAAAAACGAAGAAUACAGGCCUCGCUACCAUUCAGCCCCCUUUUGUGUUGUUUGGUUAUUGUGUUUUUAAGGCGGACUGUUGUAAACUUCUACCUUGUGAUGUACAGUUCCAAGAAAAGGUUUGUGAAAUUUCUGCACUGAUCCUAACUUGAGGCACAACUAUUGAUAAACUUUGUCUGACUAAACUAGCACAAACAACG
Messenger RNA from Maylandia zebra (zebra mbuna), 3122 nucleotides. RefSeq names its product sodium-dependent neutral amino acid transporter B(0)AT1. Gene Ontology annotation, cellular component: brush border membrane; apical plasma membrane; plasma membrane. The record is from RefSeq and is a predicted model, not a curated record. Gene Ontology annotation, biological process: sodium ion transmembrane transport; neutral amino acid transport; nitrogen compound transport. Lineage: Eukaryota; Metazoa; Chordata; Actinopteri; Cichliformes; Cichlidae. Gene Ontology annotation, molecular function: neutral L-amino acid transmembrane transporter activity.